Molecule: messenger RNA, 861 nt
Organism: Lottia gigantea (owl limpet)
Lineage: Eukaryota; Metazoa; Mollusca; Gastropoda; Lottiidae
Exons: 2
Coding region: 1-861 (286 amino acids)
Source: RefSeq, a predicted model, not a curated record
AUGGAUUCUUCUGUUUUCGAUUUUUUCGAAAACCGUCCUAAUCGUGAGAAUAGAGAUGAAAAGAAUAACAGACCAGCAUCACAUUCAGAAGGUUGUGAUUUUGGUUAUGAGUAUGACUUUGAAUAUGAAUCACCAGAAUCAGACAGCCCUAGAACCAUCAUGUCCUCAGAAUCGCCGGUGAAGUUUGAAGGUAUUGUUCAACAGUUGACACCAGAUUAUUCCUCUUCCAGUGAUUCUGAUAAUGACGAAUCUUUAUAUUCACCAUCACCCAGCGAAUCAUCGAGUAAAGCUGAUAGUUCGGAUUCGAUAAGAUCUGUAUUUGGAAGUGAUUCACCUGCAGACGACUCGCCUGAGAUAUUUUCUAGUGUCCAAAUGUCUCCAUUAGGAGUAGAACGGCAGCUAUUUGUAUUCCAGUCCCCCGUGGAAGGAAAAGGAUUAGAAAAUCGGUUUAAGAACGAUGAAACAACGAAACUGAAAAGCAACGUUUCAAUUUUGAGCUCGAAAUGUAGCAAUGUUUCCACAGAUACAACUGUUUAUACGGAUGAUAAAGAAACUAUACAACCUAGACCUUCCCCAUCCACCGAAUUAAUCACUUUUCAUCCAGUGAAUACGAGGAAAGUCACACCUAUUACACAUGGUCGCAGAGCAACACAUGAAAAAGGAAAUAAUAGCAAGAACCUUCCACCAAAUGGAAAAAUCCUCAGUGCACCACAACGUCCGAAGCCUGAAGCUGUGGACGGUCCAUUCGUAAAAGCAAUAACUCUAGCUGAAAACUCUGGCAUUCGACAUCUGAAAGCAAACCAACCUUUACCUGAAAGGGCUUUUCAUACUGACUCCAUCCAUUUGGCUCUCAAUGUAUAG